Myzus persicae (green peach aphid) is the source of this 3140-nucleotide messenger RNA. It is a transcript of the gene conu, whose product is annotated as rho GTPase-activating protein conundrum. The record is from RefSeq and is a predicted model, not a curated record. The transcript has 14 exons. Gene Ontology annotation, cellular component: cytoplasm. Gene Ontology annotation, biological process: regulation of actin filament polymerization; signal transduction; regulation of small GTPase mediated signal transduction. Bases 450 to 2744 code for a protein of 764 amino acids. NCBI's taxonomy places the organism in Eukaryota, Metazoa, Arthropoda, Insecta, Hemiptera, Aphididae. Gene Ontology annotation, molecular function: GTPase activator activity.
UCGUCAGUCUUUGGAUCGUGUUGAUUGUGCUUUUAUACGAUAUACAAUUUAAAAUUCACACGCUACAUUACGUUUCUCUCUAUAUAUAAUUUUAAAUACGUAGAUUUAAUAAGUGCCUACAUAAUAUAAAAUAAUUUACAGUGUACCACACGCGAUUUUACUUAAUUUAUUAAUCGGUUAUUUAAUAAAUAGAAUAAAACCAACAAUUAUUCUAAUCAAUCUUGAAAAUUAUUCGCGAUGUCGAAAAUAAGGCGCAAAUGGAUUUCUAAAAAAAAUACAGAUAUGGUUCAUUUAUCGAUUUACAAUUGACGAUGCGGGGCAACAAAUCAGUUUUAGAUCAUUUUUGAAAUCAUAGACUUCUCCACGAGAAGCUUUGAUUUCUAUCUUGCAGUCACUGAUCUAUAUUUUAGAAGCUGGACUUCAAUAUUCCAUCAAUUAAGUUUAAUCUAAUGAAGGUUAUGGAGACUGACGUAAGUCAAGACUUCGAGGACUAUUGGAAUGAGUAUAAGAUCAUCCAGGAAACAAGACAACUUGAUAGUUACCUGGACGAAGAAUGUCCACCAGAACAAGAGUUCGCCGUCACUCAUUUACCGGAAGGCGCAGUGGAAGCCGAUUGGCUGUCAUCCGCUGGUCUGUCGUUCCUGACUGAAUCGUUCGAGAACGGAUGCGAAGUUCCGGAUUCGGAACUUGAACCAGCGAUCAGACAUCUCUCCACCAGACAAGCAGAUGCCGUCAGGUUGAGAGUACAUUCACUCAACCAUACGGUUCGACAAAGGGGCAGACAGUUAAAAGCAAGUCACAAAAAACCUGACAUCAGAGACGUUUUCCGCGACUUUGAAAGUUUGAGUUCCAGCUCCAGAUCGAGAAGUGCAACACCGGAUUCAGAUUCGAAUAGUCCACCUAUGUCAUGGUCUCAAACAGAAAUAGCAAUACCUACACCAUUACCCAAGUUUACGGAUCCCAAUCACGAACUGAGAGUUGCAUAUUCAAAAAAGGAAGUCCGCCGAAUGCCUAGUGCUCCAGUUCUGCCGUCAAGAGACAUAUUCCGCAGGAGCAAUCGAAGCAAUAAUGGUAUCGUCGCUUCUGAAAGUGAUGGUAUUACAAUGGUUGGUUUUCAAAGACUUGGCACCGUACGUGGCUACAAAUUUGAACAACGGCCGUUACCUAUGGUCAAAGACAGAAACCGUAGUGGUAGCGAUCCACUCCAUUUGUACUCAAGUUCUUCUGACGAACACGUCGGUUCACCUAACAUGGAUUUAGUGGUGCCUCAAUCUAGCCUGACCCGCAGUCACGGUUGUUUAUACGAGCCAAGCGAUAAUCACCGAGAUAGUUCCCAAUACGUGGGAUUCGAAGAGAUGUGGCAAAAUAAUAAUUACCAAUUGGAGAGAUCCUGUUCUUCAGUCGACGAAAACACUGGAAGGACUUGGCCGGACUCUCUUAGCGACGAAGAUUUGGCAAAAUUACGCCCUCUACUGUUCCUUGAACUUUCCUCCAUGUUUGACAGUGCUGGUAUACCGUUUCAUAAAGGAAAACCACAUAAACGCAAAAGAAGAGAAGAAGGUACAAUUUUCGGUGUUUCGUUGUCAACGCUAGUCGACCGCGAUGAGGCUAUCGCCAACCGUCGCGUUCAAGUACCUUUGAUUGUCCAGAAGGUUCUCGGACAGUUGGAGAAACGUGGAUUGGGCGAGCAAGGCCUGUUGCGUAUGGCAGCUCCUAAAGCGAAAGUCGAUAAACUGUGUUGUGCUGUGGAAAAGUUUUUCUAUGCCAAGCACGAAGAAACUGAUCAGCUGUUGGAAAAAUGUUCCGUACAUGAUCUAGUUGCUUUUCUGAAACGUUUGCUCAGAGACUUGCCCGGGUUAUUGCUCACCCACGAGCUGGUCAAUUUGUUCUACCAGAGCUACUCUGUACCCGACACUGUAAGGGCUCUAAACCUAUUGGUGCUACUGUUACCUACAGAGAAUAGGGCCACAUUACGUGCCCUUUUACAGUUCAUGUCUAAGCUGGUCGAAUAUCAGCAAAGACAUGACCUAGAAAAUAAAAUGACCGAACAUAAUGUCGCCAUGAUCAUUGCACCGUCGCUAUUCCCACCUAGGUCCGUGCAUUUGGAGAAAAAAGACUUGCAGUCACAUCUGGACCAGGCUGCCCGUAGCUGUCGUCUAACCGAAACUCUAAUGAACCACAUCGAAGAGUUAUGCCUAGUUCCUACCGACCUUAUGACUCAGCUUAGACACAACAAUGAACUUUACCAAUGCAGACUGAAAGAAAAUAAUAACCCCGUAAGAAGGUUCCUUGGCAAAAAGAAAACAGAUAUUGUCACCAAAAAGAUCAACAACGAGGUAGAUUACCAAGACGGCGUGGUCCGCGUUGAUGCACCUCAAUUUCGGAUUUCCGGUAUACCAUUGUUCUUAUCUGAUUCCACCACAGUCGGCGACGUAAUACUUAAGAUUGUGGAAGAAGCUGCUAAGCAAACGGUGACAAAAAACGGGCACAUGGCUAAACCUGGCCGCAAGGACCUCAAGUCAAGGGCAUUAACUGAAUUGGCUCCCAAUGGAAACUUGUCGUGCUUGUUAACAACUGCUGAUCCUGAUAUGGCCACUCGGACACAUUUCCUAUAUGAGACUGGUGGCAAUAUUGGUCAGCGGCGUAUAGAACCCACCGCCAACAUGAUGGCCGUAUACCAAGUGAACCCGAACGCUCAGUGGUUCGUCAAAUGUGAUCACAGAAACGGCAUGACGCACGUAUGACUGACAUAAUAUGUCGUUUGAGUUACUUGAAUUUAUUUCUGUGUGAUCAGUAGGGAGUGUAAAACCAAAAAUUCAUCAUAUAUUUUUUUAUUGUUUUGUUUUGAUAUUAUGUUGAAAAAACCGAGAUUUUAUACUGUGCAUUUUAUUGAGAUGCAUAUUGCAUACAUAUUGUUGAUUUGUAUUUGUAUUUGUAUUAUUAUUAUUUUUAUUAUUACUAUUGAUACCUACUUGUUUAUGAAUUAUGAUACCAACAACUAUAAUGACGUAAUCUAUUCAUGUAUAUUUUUUUUAUUAUUUACUUUAUUGCCGAUCAAAAUGUUGUGUACUUGUAUGAAUAAAGAGAGGGACAAAAUAAAUUAUAAUUACCUAUUAUACACUUUUGAAAAUACAACGAUA